AUGCGCCAUAUGGCGGACGUGCAGCUGAAGUCACUGCUCAAGGGUGUGGAAGCAGAGCGCGGGGCGAUGGUGGCGUGCCGCGACCCGUCCGCGCUGGAAAUAAUAAUGAGGGUCGGCAACUCAAACGCCAACCGAGGAAGCGUGUCUGUUAUUUUUCAAAACACCAGCGCGGCCUCGUCACUGACGGCGCAGAUGCUGUUCAUCAACGAGAAGUACGCGAAGUCGGUGGAGGAAGAGGUGCAGUUGUGGCUGGACCCCUUCAAGACACCUACCGCAGCAGCGACCGUCGGCAGUGAGCGCAAACGCACCCGCGCCGACUCCGACAGCGAUGAUUUCGAGAGCGAGAACGACUCUGACGCGUAG
Messenger RNA from Leishmania braziliensis MHOM/BR/75/M2904, 363 nucleotides. RefSeq lists its product as hypothetical. Bases 1 to 363 code for a protein of 120 amino acids. NCBI's taxonomy places the organism in Eukaryota, Euglenozoa, Kinetoplastea, Trypanosomatida, Trypanosomatidae. The transcript has a single exon. The record is from RefSeq and is a predicted model, not a curated record.